Messenger RNA from Corvus hawaiiensis (hawaiian crow), 1037 nucleotides. RefSeq names its product programmed cell death 6 (gene PDCD6). The coding region runs from base 24 to 590 and encodes 188 amino acids. Gene Ontology annotation, molecular function: calcium ion binding. The transcript has 6 exons. The record is from RefSeq and is a predicted model, not a curated record. NCBI's taxonomy places the organism in Eukaryota, Metazoa, Chordata, Aves, Passeriformes, Corvidae.
CGGGGCAGGCGCGCGCGGGGGCCAUGGCGGCGGGGUACGCGCACCGGCCCAACGGCGGCGGCGGCGGCGGCGGCGGCCUGCCCGACCCCUCCUUCCUGUGGAACGUCUUCCAGAGAGUUGAUAAAGACAGGAGUGGAAUAAUAUCUGAUAAUGAACUCCAGCAAGCAUUAUCCAACGGCACGUGGACUCCAUUUAAUCCAGCAACAGUCAGGUCAAUUCUUGGCAUGUUUGACAGAGAAAACAAAGGGGGUGUGAACUUCAGUGAAUUCACAGGAGUCUGGAAGUACAUCACAGACUGGCAGAACGUCUUUCGAACGUAUGACAGAGACAAUUCUGGAAUGAUUGACAAAAAUGAGCUAAAGCAAGCACUAACAGGUUUUGGUUACCGACUGUCUGAUCAAUUCUACGAUAUCCUUAUUCGGAAAUUUGACAGACAAGGAAGAGGACAAGUUGCUUUUGAUGAUUUUAUUCAAUGCUGUGUUGUUCUACAGAGGCUGACUGAUGUGUUCCGACGAUACGAUACUGAUCAGGAUGGCUGGAUUCAGGUGUCCUAUGAGCAGUAUCUUUCCAUGGUCUUCAGCAUCGUAUGACACUGAUAACCAGGAAUUGCACACUGGCAUUACACAGACUGGAGCUGCCAAAUCAUCCUCUACUGAAUAAGAUCACUGAUGUAUUAUAAUGGAUGUAACAUCACAUUCUUAAAUUUUGUAUGUUGGUAAUCACUGUCAGAAUCUGUACUUGAGUUGGUUUUUAUUUGUAUUAUUGUAUGAUAUGACCAUCUCUGCUUACUGUAGUACAGAAAGCACAGAAUCUAGAUUUAACUGGUGCAAUGUCAAACAUAACCUCUUACACAUAUCCUGCAUGGGAGCAAUGACUCUUUAGAAAUGCCAAAUUAAAGUAAUGCUUGUUAGUUUAUAUGAGUUGAAAGUCAGAAGUUGCACAAUAUGUUUUGCAUGUGCCUUACUUUUAUAAGAGUUUAAUGUAUUAAUUUUUAAUACAGAAUUUAAAAUUAAGUAAAAAUACUAGGUCAACUCUUA